UAGAUGAUGAAGAAGUGUUGUGGAGGCUAUUGAAGUACACGUUCGGUCACACUACUUUCUCUUCUCUCUCAUCGAACACAAGAAUGUUUGAAUUUGGGGAGGAACUAAUAAUCGACAGUUACAGGAUUCCAUGGCUGAUCUGGAUCCAGCUGCUUGCUAUGCUUCUUCUCCUUAUCCUCCUCUAUUGCUUCACCGCCACGUCAUCCGAUCUCCAGGCCUCCACCGCCGCCGAUACGCCGUCCUUUCUUAAUCGCUCCGUUCUCACUUCCGCCGAUGCAAACAAUCGUCAGAAGUUGAAGGUUAGAGAAAAUGAAAGAACGGAGACAGGACCAAGCACAAGUGAAGUAGUGGAAAGAGCAAAGAAACCAGAUGGUAGACCGAGGGCAGGAUCGUCCACGACAAACGAGAACAGGGGGGUGAUGUUUGAACCUUCACACCAUCCGUGUCAUAUAUUUGGGCUUGCAAAACAUGCUUUUCUCAAGUGCUUAGGAAUAGAUUCCACCCAUGAAAAAGAAGAUUAACGAUUAUGCCCCUGGUCUUUCGGUCACCUUAUGAAUGUACAGUAUGUUUCUUUUAUCUGUUACCUUGUUUUAGAUCGGUUAAUUUUGAUUCUCGAUGUAACAUUGUGGAAAAGGAAGUAUUCGAUUGAAAGUUUGUAUGGUUGGAGGGCGAAGGUGAAAGCCGCACCUAAUGGUAAAACUGCACUUAUUGGUUA
This is a messenger RNA of Helianthus annuus (common sunflower), 715 nucleotides long. RefSeq lists its product as uncharacterized. The record is from RefSeq and is a predicted model, not a curated record. Bases 84 to 521 code for a protein of 145 amino acids. The transcript has 2 exons. NCBI's taxonomy places the organism in Eukaryota, Viridiplantae, Streptophyta, Magnoliopsida, Asterales, Asteraceae.